GAAUGAACAGCAGGUAGCUUACCUGUCAAGUGCUAAGGCAGUCGAUGAACAUUUGGAGCACAAGGAGAGUAUAAUGAAUUUGAUAAAACAAAAUGUGGCUGUAGGAGACAUUUUGGAAUGUGAAAAUUUGCAGUUCUCAACAGAGGAGCGCGUCAAAGAGAAUGAGAAUUCUGUCGGUGAGUUCAAGCGUAAUAAAGUGAACUGCGAUGAGGAGCGAGUGAAAGAGGAGGUUGGUUUAUUUCCAGUUUGACCAACGGCUACAUCUACGCCCUAAACUUCUGAUAAAUAGCUUUUGGUUUGCCUAUGCAAUGGCUUGAGGCCUUGAACCACCUACUACCAUCGUAAAUUCCCGUGGUUGCAAAUUCACAUAUAUAAAUAACAAAAAAAGAAAAGAAAAGAAAGAAAGAAUGAAUGAAUAAUUGUGGGAAUAUACUCUGGUCUUGGGAAGGCUCUUCCUUUGCCUUAUUGAAAAAAAAAAGCAGCUCUUUCUUGACCAGUAUAUAUUUAACGCACCAUGUUGUCAACGGCUCCAAUAUAAUGAACAAAAGAACAAAAACCAACCUCCCAAAGACCCAACUCUUUCUAACUUGCAAAAGUUUUGUCUUGGUGUUCAUAGAUUCUCCUUGAGAAACUCUCAUGAGUUUCAAUCAUCUAUUGCCACAAAUCCAACCAUUUCUGACAUGGGUUUCUUCUUAAAAUCCAUAACCCACUCUAUUUUCGUCAUAAUUUCUUCAUUUCUGCUGAUUCCUGCAAGAACCCAUCUUCAAUCCCAUGAAGAAAGCUAUAUCUCUCUGGUUAUUUCAAGCAAGGGUCUUGAAUUUGCUAAAGAUUUGCUUGUAGAGAAGGCAGUUUCCACCUUGAUUCCACUUCAAGUUCCGGAUAUUGAAAAGACCGUGAAUAUCCCUGUUGUGGGGAAAGUCAACAUGGGUCUUUCUAAUAUCACAAUUUCUGGUGUCAAUAUUGCUUCUUCACUUGUCGAGACUGGAGAGAAUGGUAUUGUACUUGUUGCUUCCGGUGCUACUGCAAAUUUGAGCAUGAAUUGGUGGUAUUCUUAUCGCAGAUGGUUUAUCACUAUCAGAGAUGAAGGAGAGGCUUCUGUCCAGGUUGAAAAUAUGCAAGUGGGGAUUACAGCAACAAUAAAGGAAGAAGAAGGAACUAUUAAGCUGUUUCUCUUGGAUUGUGGAUGCUCUGUCGAAGAUAUCUCAAUAGACCUAGACGGUGGAGCAUCUUGGCUUUAUCAAGGAUUGGUUGAUGCUUUUCAGGGGAAGAUAAGGUCUGCUGUUGAAGAUGCUAUUUCCAAAAACAUCAAAGAAGGGAUGAAGAAGCUCAGCUCCAAAUUGCAAUCACUACCUAAGCGAAUAUCAGUGGAUGACAUUAUGGACAUGAAUGUUACUUUUGUCGAUGACCCGACGUUGAGUCAUUCUUCCGUUGAGUUCGACAUUAAUGGGCUAUUCACAGCAGCUGAUGAAAUCUCGAUUUCUGAUUUCUACCGCAGAGGGUCACAAACUUCUGUAUCCUUUGAUGAUCCUACUAAGAUGAUUAAAAUCAGUUUACAUGAGAAUGUUUUUUAUACUGCUGCUCUGGUCUACUUUGAAAAAGGUUAUAUGCACUGGAACUUUGAUGAGAUUCCAGAGCAAUCACUUUUGAACACUGCUGGAUGGAGAUACAUUGUUCCUCAACUUUAUGAUCGGUAUCCGAAUGACGAUAUGAUGCUUAAUGUAUCUGUAGCUUCUCCACCGGUCAUAAAAGUCAUAAAUCAAGUCAUUGAUGCCACUGUUUCCUCAUACUUGACGAUCGAUGUUUUGGACGCCGGUGAAGUUAUACCCGUUGCAUGCAUCUCUAUGAUAAUUAGGGCUUCAUGUUCUCCAGAAGUUUCAGGAAACAAUCUAGUGGGUACUGUUAGUUUGAUAGACUUUACUUUGUCGUUAGAGUGGAGCAGAAUUGGGAACUUGCAUUUGAAUCUAGUUCAGCCUGUCAUCUCUGUUAUCCUCAAAACCGUCUUAUUUCCUUAUGUGAACGUACACCUCAGAAAAGGAUUUCCUUUGCCUCUUCUUCAUGGUUUUGAGGUUAGAGAAGCAGAAAUCUUUUACAUGGAUUCAAAUGUCAUAGUGUGCAGCGAUCUUGCUUCGACAAAAGGAUCGCUUCAGCUGGCAGCCAUAUAGAUAUGAACGGGGUCAGUACCGGAAACAUGGGCUGCGGCAUCCUCUUUUGAUAUGGCAACGUAGUUGACAGGAGCAACUGGCCUGUUAUCUCUCUUCCCAUCUUUGGUUGUGGACCUGCUUCCGUUUUGAUGAGUAUUCAGC
Molecule: messenger RNA, 2303 nt
Organism: Tripterygium wilfordii
Lineage: Eukaryota; Viridiplantae; Streptophyta; Magnoliopsida; Celastrales; Celastraceae
Product: putative BPI/LBP family protein At1g04970
Exons: 8
Coding region: 681-2162 (493 amino acids)
Molecular function (GO): lipid binding
Source: RefSeq, a predicted model, not a curated record